Messenger RNA from Branchiostoma belcheri (Belcher's lancelet), 513 nucleotides. Its product is annotated as serine protease HTRA1-like. The transcript is spliced from 4 exons. NCBI's taxonomy places the organism in Eukaryota, Metazoa, Chordata, Leptocardii, Amphioxiformes, Branchiostomatidae. Gene Ontology annotation, cellular component: extracellular region. The record is from RefSeq and is a predicted model, not a curated record. Bases 55 to 513 code for a protein of 152 amino acids.
GACGCUCUCAUAGCGAUAACCUGGUCGGGCCAUUCGGUGAAAACCAUCCCCAACAUGAAGUUCGUUCUCCUGUUUUUCGUCGUUGCCACCUGUGCAGACGCCGCUUCUCUGAAAGCGCCUCGACUGUCGCCACCCUUGUGCGCGUGUGACUUCCAGCCGGACUUCGCCUGUGGGCCUGCGCCCACCGACUGUGAGCUGACCGACGACUACUGCGGCUGCUGCCCGGUGUGCGCGCUACAGGAGGGACAGACAUGCGGCGUGUUUAGUGCCGGCUGUGCCGGAGGUCUGACAUGUGUUCUGGAGGAGUGUAACCCAGAGGUUGUUGACGUCACGCUAGCGGACGGAACUGUGACUCAGCAGGUUUCCCAGCCGCCAUGUUUGUUCCUCCUGCCGUACUUCCAGAGGGGGGAGUGCCAGAAAGAUGACACAGCCGUUCCAGCUAAACGGCAGGCCGUCCCGUUCGGGGGAGAAUCUUGCGAGGUACGUUUUCAAAAGAACCUGACGUGUAAAUAG